Cladocopium goreaui is the source of this 2437-nucleotide messenger RNA. NCBI's taxonomy places the organism in Eukaryota, Dinophyceae, Suessiales, Symbiodiniaceae. The record is from the annotation of a GenBank genome assembly.
AUCAUCUCAGCGUGGACGCCAUGGAUGAGGACAACGAGUAUGAUGACGAGGAUUUCGACAACGACGAUUUCGAAAACGAAACCGUAGAGGACGAGAGCGAAGAGGAGCUGCCGAAGCGCCGGGACGAUGCUGAUGCUGUGGCUGCGGCCACAUUCAUCGGCGCCACUGGCAGUUCCAUCAACGUCCCUGUGGUGCCGGUGGAGGAAGGCAUGCGAAUUUGGGACGAUGUGGACUGGGGCCUCAAGGUUCGCUGCAACUCUGGCGCCACGCUGACGGAGCUUCCACCGCACUUCUUGGGCGGGUCGCUGCUGCGCUGCCCCGAAGGAGCCUUGGGCAGCUCGCGGUCUCAAUUUCAGGUGACGUCGCUGCAGCACGAUGCGCGACUCUACGUGGUAAUGGAGGUGCCCAGUGGCAAGAGCCCGCCCUGCAACGAGACAGGCGUCUCCUUGACGAGUUGCUUGGCCAACGGCCAGCGCUGGCUCUCGGAGGCCGAGGCUUCUCCGAGCUGGCAGGAGAAAGCGGCGGAAGGCAGAAAGCCGAAAAGACCGGAACUGUUGAUGUUUAGCACCUUCGCACCCAAAGGUGCCAACCUUUCCUUCCCUCAAGUGGUUCCCACAGGGGAGCCACCGAGAGGAUUCGCGGUGGUGGUGCCCCUUACGGCUGGCAGUUUCAAUGUCACAUUGACCUCCAAUACUGAGCUGGAAGUCAGGAAGACCAUCAUGGAUGAAGGUGUGAUGGCUUGGGUGGAUCGUGACCAUCAAUAUUUGGACGUGCCGGAAUAUUUGAAGCACGGGAUUUUGUUCCAGCAACCCUUCAAGGAUAUCCCAACGGGUAGCGUCCUCACUGUCCGGCCCAACUCGGCCUCCACGGUCUACGUUUUGACCGAGCGCCGCGGCGGGCACGGCGGGCACGAGGUGCACGGCGGGCACGAGGUGAACGGCCACGGUUACAACGGCGACAACGGCAACGGAAAGGUCCGGCGCAGCUGGGCGGAGGACCUGGGAAGUUCCUGGCACCUGGAGGAGGCGGCGCCACGAUGGCAUGAGCUGCCCACGAUGAGGACUUACAGCAGGUACUGCCCUGGUGGCUGGCCUUUAGCCUUGCCACCCUGCCAUGCUCCGCCAAAUGACGGGCCUGUCUUCAGCGUCGUGGUCACACCGGUCACGGCCCAAUCCUCAGCACCCUUGGAGGUGAGUUGUCACAAUGAGGGCUUCCGAGAGAUCGAGAUGCUGAGUCUGCAAGAGGGCGUGCCGUUGAGCCGUAGCAGCAGCAAGGGGAUCUUGGUCGAGGUGCCUCCAUGGAUGCAGGGCGCAAUGCUGAUUAGCCCCAUGGAGCCGGAGAAGCGCGGGACCAGUCGGCCCGGCUUCGCGCGCUUCGCCUUGCGCCCGGCCGCUGCCUCGGUGGUCUAUGCGCUGCUGCCGGCGAGCUCGGUGGCGGCGGAGUAUGCGGCCAGGUGGGGCAAUGGUUGGGAAGCCCGAGACGAAGCACCUUUGUGGCAGCCUGAGGAGGGCCUCAAGGCGCGCUUGGCCGUGGUCGCCAAGCGCGUCUUGCCGCGUGAGCUGCUGGGGGUGCCUGGCACAAGUGAUGGCACCGCGGUGGAGGAGACGGAGGUGCUUGGUCUUGUGGUCAAGGUGGACGAAGAGGCCUUUGACGCCUCGGUGGAGUGCAACAAUGGCUUGGAACUGGCCAGAAACCAGGUCAAAGAGACCGGCUUAGCCUGGACGGAUCGACAGAAUCGCUUAGCAUGGAUCCCAGAGUGCAUGAAGGGCGGUCUCCAGUUCCGCGGGCCCCAUGAGAUCCUCACGAGGCCGGGCUUGAGCUUGCGGAUCCGAGCCACUGCAGCCUGUCGUGCCUUUGUGAUGAUCGAAGCGAACUACAAGGAGUUGCCGCCUCGAAACGGCCGAGGUUUGCCGGAGCUGCUGCUUCAGCACGGCUGGGCCCUUGAAACUGCCCCAGCGCCAGCGUGGCAGGAUGCAGCCUCAACGCUGAAGCUGUUGAGCAAGCGCUGUCCGGAAGGUCAAGAACUGCUGAUGCCCCUCUGUGGCGAGGAGGAGGACAAGCGCAUGGAGACGCCGUUGCUGUUUAUGAUGGUGGUGGUCAGCCUUGGCCCUGAGCGUUUGGGAGAGGAGAUGCGUCGUUCCUUCAGCCUCUGGGACGCCGACAAUGCUGGCGGCUUAGCCAUGGAACAGCUGCAGGAGAUCCUGAAACGGUUGUGCCCUCAACUGGACGACAAUACUCGCAAGAUGGUCGUCAGUCAAGCCUUCGCUUCUCCCAAAGGGGAGAUGCGCAGGGUCAUACCCUAUGAGGAGUUUGUUGAGAAAUUGCUGCGAUUUGCAGCAGUGGGAGAACGUCAAGGGUAGCUGCAAAAAUCGUCAAUUCAUGGCCGAAUCGGCCGAAUCGGGUGAGCCGCUUGAGGGCGAAAUUCUUUGGAUUCUGC